Messenger RNA from Gymnodraco acuticeps, 2775 nucleotides. RefSeq names its product BAALC binder of MAP3K1 and KLF4 b (gene baalcb). The coding region runs from base 370 to 915 and encodes 181 amino acids. Lineage: Eukaryota; Metazoa; Chordata; Actinopteri; Perciformes; Bathydraconidae. The record is from RefSeq and is a predicted model, not a curated record. Gene Ontology annotation, cellular component: cytoplasm. The transcript has 5 exons.
AUCAUACUCUCUCUGUAAAUCCACCUUUUCUCUGGGGAAUUGGAGCGCGUGGUGUGCACGGACGCGUUAUCGAGCGGAGGAUUUUGAUUAUUGGCAACAUGUCACGCGCCUGUGAUGCGACGAGACGCGGGAGCAGCCGGGGCGAUACAAUCACACCAGUGACUUGCUGGAUUUGGUGAUGAUGGUGCCUUUGGAUGCUCAUGGAGAACUGUAAACAAGAUUGAGUCAACAAAGAAGGGACCUCUCAACCUGCUAUUUAAAGGAAAUAAGUCACUGGAGGCUGAUCUUAUGAGGACAUUGGGUUUUUAACACAGCUGCGUGCUGUUCUAAAGGUCCAGGUGGGAAGCUACACCGCCCCGAGGCAUAGCUAUGGGCUGCGGGGGGAGCAGGACCGAUGCUCUGGAGCCUCGGUACCUGGAGAGCUGGACCAAGGAGACGGAGUCCACGUGGCUGACCAGCACCGACACCGACAUCCCCCUGUCCUCCAUCCAGAGCAUCCCCUCCGAAAACUCUGAGGCUGGCUUCGCAUCGGAGAAAACAAUCACCCCUGUUCCAGAUUUCUUCGAGGAAGGCCUCCCUCUUCCUGCUCAGGCGUACCUGAAGGUCUGCUCGGCCGUGUCUGAAGCCAGUCUGAGCGACGAGAAGCCGGGCAGCCCCCCUGCUCUAAUGGGCUCUCCCCCCAAAGAGGCGGUGAUACUGUCAUCUGGAACCACAGUGCAGCGCAGAAGUGUGCUACACACUGAGGAGAUUACUAAAUGGCAGGACAAUCGGAUGUCGACCAAGCAGGUGACCAUCACAGUGACGCAGAGCAUCCAUCAGGUGGACAAGAACGGGAAGGUGAAGAAGUCCCUCACCACCUACGAGGUUAUGAAACCCUCGGAAAACCUCAAACAGGUGAACACAGAAAACACCUGAGAGCAGGGGACACUGGAAGAAGCUGAACUAAAAGAGAUGACAAAGUGAACUGAUGGAGUCUUUGUUUCAAAUCUGACGGCUGAUGGAAGCGCAGGAGGGAUGAGACUCUGAGCUGUACAAUAUAGCUAGUCCUGACAACAUGGCGGAUUUUCUUCUUUAAAAGUAUACACUGUAUAAUGUUAUGGUUCCUGUGACUACAUUGACAUGAUAAACUGUAGAUUAGUCAUAGAAAAUACAAAACAUGACAGUACAUACAGUAUCAGACCUGAAAAACAUACGAGGACAGGAAAUAGCUUUUGGGCAAAUGUUGAAUUUCUUAAGUGAACUACAAUCUAAAACGCGUUCUCAUCCACAUGUUAGGAGGCUUUGAGGAUAGAUGCGUUGAAUCAAAUGAAUCAAAUAUAAUUUGUAAUUGUUCAUCCCAACAUAUAUGAAUACACAACAUGUAGUUGCUGCUGUGCUACGAUCUGUAGGGCUCAGGAAAAUGAUUGUGAUGAUUGCACUAUUUACAGUGAAGCUUGGACGGGAGUUAGUGCCAACGGUGUGGAACAUUGUCCUCUACGUUGUGUCGGUUUUUACAGAAAGGUGUUGCAUUUUCUUAUAUAGUAAUUUCUUGUUUAAUAAAUUAAACGAAAACAUUAAUGGUACUUCAUUUAUACGACUUAUAAGCUUUCUAUAGUCAAGGAAAGUACAAAGACUAGGGAUAAGCAUAUUGGCACUUGACACAUGUACGUUUAGGGAUGGUCACAUAAUCAAUUUUAUACAGAGCAUGUAGGAUUGAAGCAUCUUUUCUGGCAGAUGGCAUUUGUGUGAGCAAAUGGACAAACAAUUGCAGACUUUCUACGUAGUCUUGAGGGAUUCUGAGCAGUUCUGAGGUCAGCUUUGGGUUGAAAGAGUGUGUAUCUGUUUUUGAUCGUCAUAAUGUAUUUGUCCAGAUCUGAACAAUGGCUCCUCUUUGUCCAUCCACUCCUCCAUACAGAAGUCUGGGAAGAAGAAAUCGAUUUCUCUCCGUGCCGACUCAAUGGAAUCUGAAGAGGAAUGAGAUAAUACAAUUUUAAAAAACUCGGUAAUCAAUAUGUCAUUUGACAGCUCGUAAUAAUACAAAAGCAAUGUGUUUUUUUACAUACUGUAUGUCAAUGCAUUCCUCCUACCUGAGCCAUGAGUGGUGUUUCGUGUGUCUGUGAGUCCAAAUUGGCCCCUGAUAGACUCGGGCGCUGUGUAUCUGGCUCUGAAAACUUUAGUUGGCCCCAUCAGUUCUCUCCAGUGACGUAUGGCAUCCUCUCUGGCUAAAAGGUACGCUCGCAUCGGACCACUGAGAGGAAACACAACAUCAAGUUUGAGAAGUCAUGAAUCACAGCCAAUUAUCACGCCAUGUAAGCCGAUAGCAAAACCACACUCUGCUCUGUGUUUUUCCGACGUUCAAUUUUAACACUGGAUGCUUUCCAUGCUUCAACAGAGAGGCAACAAUGGACUUGAAUCCAAUCUAUCCACUCCAAAACCUCCUGGGAAGAUCGUGUCCAGGAAUUAAUAUUGGUCUAUCAAUUUGAUCUCUAAACAAUGCCGACUGGAACCGGGCACAGGAUGUUUUCUAAUGUCUUCAAUAACGCUGAAGGCAUCCAGAGAAAGGUUGCUGUGGCAACUACCUAUUGACUGCUGCGAGGGCACAAUAAUGACACUGUGUUUACGAGAACCUUUUUGCAAUCCAGAGGAGCUCACGUGGAGCUUUUGUCAGCGGGCUUCAUGGUGACUUUCAUGAAUAUUGCUCCACGGCUGUUGUCCGCUGAUAAUUCAAACUCCUGUUGUGAAGUUCCAGAAAAUGAUUCAUUGGUGACUUGCUGAGCAUAAAAUUAGAGCAUCAUA